UGUCUGUGAGGCUAUAAAUUAUUAUGUAUAUCUAUGUGUAUAUGUUUGAGACUUUUAUAUGUCUCCAGCUGAAGUUCAGCUUCCGGGUAAAUGUCGAUGUACUUCCGCUAAACUUCCUCUGCUUUACUUUCAUUGUUGACAGUUUGUUAACUACUGACACACUUUUUCAAAUCCUAGUUAACAGUCGGGUGAACUGUAGUCCGUACAUCUGGAAUGACAUGUCGCUGGUUUAUUAGACAAAGUGACCGCUGCGUCAGUUGUGUCGUGAAUGUUUUCUUCACUGUUAGUGAGCUAAGCAGCUAGCCGUCUAGCCUGCUGUACAGCUGAUGUCUGUCUGGGAAUCUGGACUGAAAGCCAAGAUUAUGUUUCUCGGUGUGCUUUUGUUAUGCUUUUACUUGUUUUGAAUAACCUGUGCAGCAUGGAAUCUGAGGGAAUCAUCAUCCGGAUAAAGACACCGGUGGGGGACAUGGACUCACUAGUGGAUUGUCCAUCACAUCUCAACUUUAACGAUUUGCUGGCCGCGAUCAGGGAUGUCAUGCCUGAAGCUACAGUCACAGCUUUUGAAUAUGAGGAUGAAGUUGGUGACCGAAUCACAGUUCGCAGUGACGAGGAGCUCAAAGCUAUGCUGUCAUAUUACUGCAACACAGUGGUGGAGCAACGCAUCAAUGGACUGUUACCUGAGCCUUUACAGAUAUUUCCACGAGCCGGUAAGACCCCAGGGAUCCGCAACAUACACGGCCUGAAGGUGAACACGCGGCCCGAAUCCUCGAGUGGCAGGGGCUCCUCUGCAGCUGAUUCCCGGUCCAACGAUAGCAGUUUAAAGAAGUCUUCAGCUGAGCUUAAGAAGAUUUUGACGAACGGACAGAUAAAUGAACAUGACCUCCAGUACCAGGAGCAACUUGGCCAUGGAAAUGGUGGAACAGUUUACAAAGCAUACCACAUGCUUGGGAAGAGAAUUGUAGCAGUGAAGGUUAUUCCUUUAGACAUCACAGUGGAGCUGCAGAAGCAAAUUAUGUCAGAGCUUGAGAUCCUUUAUAAGUGUGAUUCUCCAUACAUCAUAAAGUUCUACAGUGCUUUCUUUGUGGAGAACAGAAUAUCAAUAUGCACUGAGUUUAUGGAUGGGGGCUCACUGGAUGUCUACUGGAGAAUCCCAGAGCAUGUUUUAGGCAGGAUUGCUGUUGCGGUGGUAAAAGGAUUAACAUACCUCUGGAGCCUAAAGAUUUUACACAGAGAUGUGAAACCCUCCAACAUGCUGGUUAACACAAGGGGUCAGGUCAAACUGUGUGACUUUGGAGUCAGCACGCAGCUGGUGAACUCCAUUGCUAAAACAUAUGUCGGAACCAAUGCAUACAUGGCGCCAGAGCGGAUAUCUGGGGAACAGUAUGGUAUUCACUCAGAUGUGUGGAGCGUAGGCAUCUCUUUCAUGGAGUUGGCACUGGGCUCUUUUCCAUAUCCACAGAUUCAAAAGAACCAGGGUUCCUUAAUGCCUCUUCAGUUAUUGCAGUGCAUUGUUGAUGAGGAUCCUCCUGUGCUUCCAGUUGGCCAGUUCAGUGAGAAAUUUGUCCACUUCAUUACACAAUGUAUGAGGAAGCAACCCAAAGAGAGACCAGCUCCAACCAACCUUAUGAUACUCCACUAAUCUGCACCAUGCAUGCAAGUUCUCUGACCGUCAGGCUAUUGAUGUGAAUUUUGUAAGGGUUGUGUAUCCUUUGACACCUCUGCUGUGGAUUCAAUCGAGGAAGGACAAAAAAAGCAGCCGAGUGCAUUUGUUCUGCAUUAUUGGGAGGAUGCCGUGUGUAUGUUUGUGAAGGGCGCAUGAGUAUUCAGAUAAAAAGCUCUUGGAUAAAAAGUUGCAUGAGCAUUAUGAAAUUAAACCCUUCUAAAUGUUUCCAUUUUAACAUCUUUUAAAAAAACAUGUAUACAUUUUAACGUUCUUGGAAAUAUAAACACUUCUUUGAGGAUAAGGAGGAGAAAAAUUUACAGGAACUUUUACCAAUGUGAAGUUUGAGAUUGUCAGUCAGAGGUUAAUUAAAGCCUAUAAAAAGCUUUUAACGGUCAGUGGGAUUUCUAAUGCAUUUCUUAGCUCUCUAAAUUAGAGAUGAAAGAAUUCACAUAGUCAAAAUCAAACAGAAUCCCCCUUUUGAACACAAGGGAGGGUGUAGGGUUUUUUUUUGUUUGGAAAAUUUUAUAUAUUUAUAUAAUCAAAAUAUUUGACUAUAAUCAACAUAUAUGAUUUAUAAACAUUUGCAAAUUAUACAUUUUGAUGUUUAAUUUUGUGGAAAUUGUCAGGUUGUAUAAAGUAAAGUUAUUUAUUUAUUUAUUGCACAUUGUGUCCUCAUCCAAAAAGGAAACUUAUAAAUAUUGUCUCAUUUCUAAGACUCAGGCUUAAAUGAAAUACUUGAUUUAUCCACUGGAAUUUUGAGUCUCAUCCCAGGCUAAAUCUUUGUCUGGAAAAUCAGCCCACAGGCCUCUAGUGCUUAUUAACUCAAAAACUCUGUUUCAAAAAUGCUGUGUCCCAUCUCCCUUCUGUCUUUGUGCCACUUGGAACAACUUAAACUCUCCCAUAGGCUGGACUGAUGUAAUCUGAGGUUGUGUGUCGGCUCACACUAUCACAGAAGUUAGCACUCAGAGCCUUUAAAAGCUGUCAGCACAGCAGCUGGAUUUUGUCAGCACCACGGACAGCGCAGUCCAUAGAGAUCUAUGGACACACUUUCAGCUGCAUGCUGAAUGUGUGUGAUACCUGUGCUUCAGUGUUUGCUCACUCAUCGUCUAGUGAUAGACAGACAGGCUCCACUUUCAAUGAUGCCUAGCAUUUAACUCAUCUUUCUGAGAAUAGGUAAGAAAUUUGUGGGAUGUUCUUGUAUCUUCUUCAUCCUCUAAUAUCGGAUGUCUGUAUACUAGCGCUGUUAAUAAAACAUGCUGUUUCUUUUGAAUUUUUUUAAUGAAAUGGAUACUUUUUAUUCAGCAAGUGACAUUUAAAAAUUUACAAAAGAUCUAAGAAAAAAAUCAAAUAUUUUUCAAAGAAAUGUUCUUUUGAACUUUCUAUUCAUCAAAAAAUCCUGAAUCAUGUUUCUAUUUAUAUGUCUAUAACUUGUAAAGCUUUUAGUUUUAGUUAGAUGCAGUGCAGUGAUUGACAUCUUUCUCCCUCAUUGUCAGUCAGCCUUUUAGCACCUUUUGUCCCCUCCUGGCCUUUGCCACCCCACCCCCAACCCCCUUUCCCUGCGGGCUGUCCAGGGGGCUCAGCUGCAGCAGAUAUGAGCCUCAGCCAGGGACAAAAAGCUGUAAGAGUCCUACCAACUCGCAGAAUCUGCCACAGCGCUCCUAUAUCCACCCCCACGUUUCCUGAUUACGUGGGCUGAUGAGCUAAGGAGCGAUUGCUUGUGUUCAUGUGUUUUAAGACUCAUGGGAGUGGCUCUUAAAAAGACACAGUCUCGAUGAAUGCCAGCGGCCUGUGCCGUGGGGAUUCAGAUGAGAACAGGCUUUGAAAGCCCUCUGACACCGCUCUGAUGACUUGUUUACACAUUAGCACGCUGAGGAGCUUCUUGAACUCCCCAGAGGGUAAUCCUACCUUUUAGCUCUCUGAUACCGUGUCUGUCUGUCAUCCCUCCUUCCCACCCACCCCCUUGAGAAUGGAGGGUCUUCAAAGCUGCUGGACUCUCUUUGCCACAAAGACUUGAUCAAAUGUUAGAGCUCAGAGAAUCUGAAUAAAUCAAUCAAUUUCAGUUUAGCUCAGACAGUUUUUAAAGUCUGACAAAAGUCACCGUAUAUGGGUUUUGUCUUUAUAUUAGGGAUGGGAAGACUAAAGAAUUUAAUGGAAUUACUAAUUCCUCUUAAUAAUUAUGGUUGUACAUUUAAUUUAAUACAGUUUAAUUAAUAAUUCAUGGAAUUAAUCCAUUCCAUUAAUGAUUAUUUUAAUACUUUAAAAGGAUUAAAUGUAUGGAAAGAAAAUAAUCCAGUUGCAUUAUCCAUCCAUCCAUCCGUCCUAAUUUAGAGAGCUAAAAGCCGGGACACACCAACCCGACGACAAAGAAUUAGCGUCAACGAAAGCCGACGGUGUUGUCACCUUAAAAAAAAAUAUGUGCUUGAACACACCGAAAGAACUUCAGCCGACUCUCAACUAGCAUGUGCAUUGUGCGUCUCUGUAUAAAGGAGAUAACUGUCUAUUUAAAGGUGCCCUAGAAUUAAAAAUUGAAUUUACCUUGGCAUAGUUGAAUAACAAGAGUUCAGUACAUGGAAAUGACAUACAGUGAGUCUCAAACUCCAUUGUUU
Molecule: messenger RNA, 4269 nt
Organism: Megalobrama amblycephala (Wuchang bream)
Lineage: Eukaryota; Metazoa; Chordata; Actinopteri; Cypriniformes; Xenocyprididae
Gene: map2k5
Product: mitogen-activated protein kinase kinase 5
Exons: 22
Coding region: 386-1639 (417 amino acids)
Biological process (GO): MAPK cascade; protein phosphorylation
Molecular function (GO): ATP binding; MAP kinase kinase activity; protein binding
Source: RefSeq, a predicted model, not a curated record